This is a messenger RNA of Coregonus sp. 'balchen', 3632 nucleotides long. NCBI's taxonomy places the organism in Eukaryota, Metazoa, Chordata, Actinopteri, Salmoniformes, Salmonidae. The record is from the annotation of a GenBank genome assembly.
AUGAGUUUCAAGCUACAUUGGCUGAAUCUUAUCUUUUUAUUGGCCUGCGCCGAGCUCUGUCUGUCUCAGAAAAAUGGUGAGAGAAAGCAUUUUCCCCUCUAUUUCUCUCAUUAUUUAUGUAUUUUUUUCUUCAAAUCAGAUAAACGACAUUGUGAUAUUAUUUAAUGCUUUGAUGGACAAUUUAUUGAGUCGGAUCCCCUCUGAUUCCUAAAUGAAUACAGAUAUUGUAAAAUACUCCUGCUUGUCAUGUUGAGAUGGUAUUUCCUAUGUCGGUGUGGUUACAAACCUCAAGACAGCAAUGAGUCAUGAUGUCAUCAUUCCACAUGUCAAUGGCAUGCUGAUCUUCCCAAAAUCGAGAUGGUUAAGGGGAAAUGACCACCUGAAGGGUAUAUUACAAAGGAGGAGCAAUGAGUUAGCCAGCUAACUUUUAUAAACAACCAGAAAUAACUAUUUAUUGUCUGAUUAAUAAAGAAAGCUAAACUUAAAUAUGCGUUUUUGGUUGUUGAGUUAAGGCCAGGCACCACACCAUCAAAAGGUAAUUGUUUCCCCUUAAUCAUAUCACAAUCAACGUUUACCAGUUGAAUGUAAACACUAAUAUAAUACUUUUUAGUAUUAAAAUGUUAAUGAAAUAUUGUAUUAAAAUAGGCGAAUUAGGCUAUUUGUCAUUAAAUAUGCGCCGAUUUGCAUAUUGCGCAAAUACAUUUUUCUGGACACUGGAUGAAGUCUGCCUAAAUACUUUGGAUUCAUUUUUUUAAGACACUCCAUGACUUGUGUAGAGCAGAUUGUGGAUAAAUACUUUAUGAAUCUUUCUGUCUGUAAAAUACUAAAGACGUACGUAAAAUCCAUUUUUGGUGCAUUUUUCCUAAGAAAAUGUUAUCUAGAAUACAAAAUGGACAACAUAUCAACAAUUCUAUGUGGGCAAGUCUGGAGAAUACAUCUAAGGUUAACCACACAAAAUGUGGUGAAAGCAGAUGCUUCUGAAGCGGAGAACAAUGAGUUGGGGUGUGGAAAGAGUCUGGCUUUCAGGAAAUGGCAGCUACAGACAUGUACACUGAAUUUAGAUUACCAAACAAGAAACACCUAUUUAGACCCAAUCACAUCAAAGUAAGUAACUAAAUAUGUUCGAGUUUGUAACACUAUGAAAUGGGCUUUUAAAUUGUGUAAUUUAAUGUAGUGAGCUUUGAAAUUAUUGAUGUAUGUCCAUUUUAAAGUGGUUCAACUUCAUUGAAAUGUUGAUGACAGUCGUAUGAUAAAUAUACAUUUGUCAAGUUUUUUUUAUUUUUUAUGUUUACACUUGAAAAUACUAAUAUUAAUGGACCGAAAUACUAACAACAGGUAGAUGCAAACAUUUUAUUUUAGCCUGUGGUGCAUGGCCUUAAGUAGACCAUGCCGAUUUUAAGUUUAUCCUUCUAAAAGUCUCCCGAGUGGCGCAGUGGUCUAAGGCGCUGCAUCGCAGUGCUAGCUGUGCCACUAGAGAUCCUGGUUCGAAUCCAGGCUCUGUCGUAGCCGGCCACGACCGGGAGACCCAUGGGGCGGCGCACAAUUUGCCCAGCGUCGUCCAGGGUAGGGGAGGGAAUGGCCGGCAGGGAUGUAGCUCAGUUGGGAGAGCAUGGCGUUUGCAACGCCAGGGUUGUGGGUUUGAUUCCCAUGGGGGGCCAGUAUAAAAAAAAUUAAAUGUAAGUCGCUCUGGAUAAGAGCGUCUGCUAAAUGACUAAAAUGUAAAUGUAAUGUAAAAAAGUAAAAGUUUAUUCAUAUCACAAGCUUUCAGCAUGAGUUACAGACUUGCAGGGUCUGGAGAAACAGCGUCCCAAACAUAAUCUGCCUGUUUCUGACCCCCUCUUUGUCUAGCCCAUAUUUAUAAACAAUGCCAAAAUAUGGGUUGCUCCCUCUGCCGUCCAAUCACCUGUCUCCCCUGGGGCGUCACCCUACAACUGGCUACUUUUGAACUAAGAUAAACAUUCACUCUUUGUUCCUCUAGAAUAGUCAUAAUCUUCAUACACGACAUUCUCAAUUGUCAUACUUGAGUAAAAGUAAAGAUACCUUAAUAAAAAUUACAAGUAAAAGUCACCAAGUACAAUACUACCUGAGUAAAAGUAUAUGGUUCUAAAUGUACUUAAGUACAGUGGUGGAAAACAUACAAAAUGUUCAUACUUGAGUUAAAGUGCAAAGUAAAAGCAAAUGCAAUCAAAUUCCUUAUCCUAAGCAAACCAGACAGUACAAUAAAAAAAUUUACACACUCCAGAACUCAGACAUCAUUUACAAAUACAGUAUUUGAGUUUAGUGAGUAUGCCAGAUCAGAGGCAGUAGGGAUGACAACGCAUUAUAGGUGUGUGAAUUGGACCAUGAUUCUGUCCUGCCUCAACAUAAAACAUUUUUAUGACUACUUUUUGGUGUCAGGGUAAAUGUAUAAUUGUCAUAAAUGUAAGUAGUAAAGUACAGAUACCUAAAAAAGAAAACCGACAUAAGUAGUACUUUAAAGUAUUUUUACUUAAGUACUUUACACCACUGCAUAAGAACAAUAGAAAAGUUAUAAUUGAAGUAUGCAAUAAAUCACAAAUGGCUAUUGUAUUCAAAUGGCAUACAUUCUAACCCCAUUGUUAGAAGUCCUUAAACAGCCGUGUUUAUACUCACCUCUCCUCUCUUUCUCAGAGCGGUUUGAUGCUGACGUUGAAGACCGAGGAUUCACGGGGGACGAGACAGCGAUGGGGGUGCAGAUCUCCCUGGACGCCCGCAUGGUUCUGGACAGUCAUCUGACCACUGUGUUCUUCCCCAUUGUCUACAUAGUGGUGUUUGUUGUGGGGCUGCCCACCAACGCCAUAGCCAUCUGGGUCUUCCUGUUCAGGACCAAGAAGAAGCACCAUGCCGCCAUCUACAUGGCCAACCUGUCUCUGUCCGACCUGCUGUUUGUCAUCUGGACGCCCCUGAAGAUCGCCUACCACCUCAACGGCAACAACUGGAUCUAUGGAGAGAGGCUGUGUAAAGUCCUGGUGGGCUUCUUCUACGGGAACAUGUACUGCUCCAUCCUCUUCAUCACCUGUAUCAGUGUCCAGCGCUACUGGGCUAUUGUUCACCCCCUCUCCCAGAAUUGUAGGAAUAAUCAGGUAGCCAUCGGUAUCUCGGUCGCAGUCUGGGUGGGGGUCUGGCUUCUGACCACCCCUCUCUACCUCUACGACCAGACAGUCAAGGUGACCAACCUCAACAUCACCACCUGCCACGACGUCACCCGGCCCAGCCAGAAUAGCAUGGCCGUCGGCUACUUCAUGACCAUGGGAACCCUGGGAUUUGUAGUUCCCACCGUGGUGUGCGUGGUGGCCAAUGUUCUGAUGCUCAAGUCCCUGAGGAACUCCAUGACGGACGCCAGCAUCACCAAUAAUCGGCGCAAGGCUGUGGUGCUCAUCAUCACUGUGCUGGUCAUCUUCCUGGUCUGUUUCACCCCCAGUAACAUCAUGAUGCUGGUGACCUACUCCCUCCUGCUGGUUCGAGUAGAGCACAAUGACUAUGGCUUUUACAUCACCACCCUGUGUCUGGCCAGCCUCAACAGCUGUGUGGAUCCCUUCAUCUACUACUUCAUCUCAGAUGAGUUCAGGGAGCAAGUGAAGAAUACGCUGAGAUGCCGCAGCCAGAGGACAUGA